AUGAGCUUUGGGUUCGGCGUUGGCGAUUUCAUCGCAGUGUUGACAUUGGCAAACAAGGUGCGGAAGCAGUUUGUUGAUGCCCCGCGCCAGCUGCAGGAUAUAUCUGAGGAUUUGAAGCGAUUGUCGAAUGUGCUCCGGGAUAUUGACGACAACGAUCCUGCCAAUAAUCUCGCACCCGGCCAGAAGGAGACCUUGAAAGACAUCUCUCUGCAAUGCCGCAAGGUGCUAGAUGAUUUAGACAACAAAGUUGGUAAACAUGAGAGUCUUCAGAAGGAUAAAUCAGGUCUUCGGAGCACAGCCCGCGGGCUUUGGAGCAGGAUUACCUUCGACAAGGCUGAGAUCGAUGACUUUCGGCGGCGGAUCGAUACAAAUACCAACGCGUUUAAUCUUUUCCUCACCAACGCUACUCAUCAGCUAGCUCGCGAAAUAAAGCACGGAGUCGACCAGCUUUUUCAGCAUCAGGACAACCAGCGGCGCCAGGAUAUCCUGAACUGGUUAUCACCAAUUACCCACGAUGUCAAACAAGCGGAUUUCUUCGGUCGUGUGCAACCAGGUACGGGAAGUUGGCUUCUAGAAUCAGACGAAUUCAAGCAAUGGACUUCCCAGGGCGGGGGAACUCCAGAGGACGAGCGCACUCUGUUUUGUCCCGGCCUCCCCGGCGCGGGAAAGACCUUUCUGACUUCUAUCGUGAUCAAUGAGCUACGGCAGAGUAUUCAUGAAGACGAUCAAGCUGCUAUUGCCUUCUUCUACUGCAAUUUCCGUGAACAGACAACUCGAGCUGAAAUUCUUAUGGUUCUUCUCCGACAGUUCGUCCAGCAACUCUCGGUCAUCCCAAAUGUUCUCGAGGAAGCUUAUGCAAAACAUCUUGAGCAUAGGUCGCCGCUCACGGUGGAUGAAAGCUUGGGCGUCUUAAGCUCGACGCUGGCCGCUUUUUCGAGAACUUUUGUCCUUUUGGAUGCAUUAGACGAGUGCCACCUACAAGGUGCAGAGCGGGGAGAGCUUCUCGCAGACUUGUUCAAGCUUCAAGAGACGCAAAACCUAGGACUGUUUGCCACUUCUCGGGAUAAUCCAGAUAUUUCAAGGUCUUUUUAUGGCAAAUUGAAUCUCCGCAUCCGCGCCACUGCAGCAGACGUUGAACGCUUCCUCAGAGGUCAAUUAGAGGGUCUUCCGAAGGUCGUACUGCAGAACGAGGAUCUACAACGAGACCUCGUCGCCGCAGUUACCGAUUCAAUAGAUGGAAUGUUUCUUCUGGCUCAAUUGCGUAUCGACUCCAUCCGGGGGAAACGGUCGGCGAAAAUGAUUCGAGAAAGCCUCAAGAAUCUCCCAAGCGGCCUAGAUGCAGCUUACGAUGAUGCCUGGGUCCGAAUUGAGAGUCAACUCCCAGAUGAAGUCCAAACAGCAAAAGAUGUGCUUUCCUGGGUCUCCUGCGCAACGCGUCCAUUGAGUACGCGAGAACUUCAACACGCACUUGCCAUUGAAGAUAACCUUAGUUUUCUAGAUGAAGACAAUAUUCCUGAUAUUGAGGAUGUGCUUGCCGUAUGCGUCGGGCUUGUCACCGUCGACGAACAAGAACACGUCGUUAGGUUGGUUCAUUAUACAGCCCAGGAAUAUUUUGAACAGCACCAAGCCAAAGUUUUCCCGAAUGGACAAAGUGAUAUUGGAAGCAAGUGCAUCCAGUAUUUGUGCUUCGAUGCAUUCAAGACCGGCGCUCUCUGGGAUUCCACGAAGUAUAUUUCACGCCUCGAAGAAUAUGCCUUGUUUGAGUACUCGGCCCAAAAUUUGCUAUACCAUGCUCUUCGAGAGGAAGUUAAGAUGGACCUCAUAUUUAAACUGCUCACAAACCCAUUGCUUGUCGGCGCGUGCUACCAGGUUAUACUAUACUGCGACGGAAGCCCCCGAUCCCGCUCCACGCGUUCCUUCUCAUAUCGGACAUAUUGGAACACAUGGGUACCUCGAAUCCACAAGGUAGUAAUCAACGACCUCGUACGGACCGGCAUAAGAUUAAUAAUCAUGUAUAAAACUGGCAAUCUUGACCCAGAAAUGGUAAAGCGGUACAUUUCAACAUAUUUCACAAUACUUGACAACAAUGGUAUUGAACGACGAGCACAGCUUAUUCAAGCACUGAAGACGGAGCUCUUUGAUCGAAUGUCUGACCCUGAUUUUCAACAAAUCAUAUCUCACUAG
Molecule: messenger RNA, 2184 nt
Organism: Aspergillus puulaauensis
Lineage: Eukaryota; Fungi; Ascomycota; Eurotiomycetes; Eurotiales; Aspergillaceae
Exons: 4
Coding region: 1-2184 (727 amino acids)
Source: RefSeq, a predicted model, not a curated record